Molecule: messenger RNA, 2718 nt
Organism: Serendipita indica DSM 11827
Lineage: Eukaryota; Fungi; Basidiomycota; Agaricomycetes; Sebacinales; Serendipitaceae
Source: the annotation of a GenBank genome assembly
AUGUCCCGUGAAAGAUCAGACAAGGCGGCUGGCGCAGAGCCCACCGUUUGCUCAAAUUGUGGGACGAACACGACGCCGCUCUGGCGCAGGAACAGCGGCGGGGAUACAAUCUGCAAUGCCUGUGGUCUGUAUGAAAAAGCGAGGAGGACUGCGAGACCCGUCCCAGAUAGCGUCAAGGCUGCAGCCGCACGCGCAGCGACCCCCGCAGUGGAUUCUGGACCGUCUUCGACGACGACGACGAGCCAGGGAGGUCACAUGACACAUCAUGCAAGAGGAACAUGUCCUGGAGAUGGUCGCUGUGAUGGAACGGGCGGCUCGUCUGCGUGUGCAGGUUGUCCGACGUUUAACAACACUCAUGGGGCGGCGUCCAUCACGACUCGUAGCAGCAGCACUGCAAAUCAUCAGCCCUCGAGAGCACACAGUGCAGCCCCCAAGCAGCGCACUGCGUCCCCAGGCUCGGAAGAGUCACCCGAUCUCGAUGGACCGGGCUCGACUAGCACGCCAAUGGCAGGAGGUCAGCAGACGAAUACGAACACCGAGUACGGAACAACAAAUCAACUAUCUCCAGAAGACGACGAUGGUUCUAACGCGUUGAACAUUCGAUUCAGGGCAAGAUUUGCUCCCGUCGGCGCCAUGAGUUGCGCCAAUUGUGGGACGAGCGCGACCCCGCUCUGGAGACGAGACGAUAUGGGCAGCACGAUUUGUAAUGCAUGCGGUCUCUACUACAAGCUACACGGCGUCCAUCGCCCAGACUCAAUGAAAAAGACGGUCAUUAAGCGAAGAAAACGCGUGCCAGCUGCUGCCGCCGCGGCUGCUGCCUCGAAAUCCUCCGGCGUCAAUGGUCACCCCUCAGGGCCAGACGGAAAAACUCCUGCACCCGCCACCGAGCCUCUAGCGCAAGUACCGGGCCAAACGGUCGACCAACAUCAUCACCACAAUCUCCCCGCUUCAACCUCUACCUCUUCCUCCGCGCCGCCUUAUCAACACCACCCUAGCCUCCAGCACACUCCUCUUGACCCCUCCCACAUGCUCAUGACCGAAAGAGCUGCCGCAGAGGCCCUCGUGGCUGUCGGCCGCGCUGAGAGGCGUCAUCCCAUCACCAAUGGCCACCACCCAGACAGUGCUGGACGCUCCGAUAGAGCUUACAAUAGCAACAACAACAACAACUCGUCGACACCGCUUCGAGGACGGAGUCCAGACGGCUGGAAUGAUGGUGAACCAAAGCGCAAACGGCAGAGAAAGGGUAUCGACGGGCCUGUGCACGAUGAGCGUCGUUCCGAGGAUUUCGACAUGGAUGCCCCCGGCGCUCCUUCCUCUCGACCAAACGCUCCAAACGGACCUCCUCUGCACCCUAACGACCACUCGAGUGCCCGAGGUAAUGGCCAUCCUCGAAAACGGGAGAGCCCGAGCAACGAGUCCAUCGGAGGUAACGCACGCUUAUUUGACAAGGCAAACGGCAGCAGCCACCAAACCGGCGGCGGCACUCCCCGUCCAUCGACCAUUGCACCCCCACCGCCUUCGGAGCGGUUAGAAACGACAACAUUAACGUUAUCAAACUCAGUUGUUGGUCGUGGUUUGAGUAGGAGCGGAACACCGGUCGACCUGAUCAACACGCGAGAUAGCCAUCCACCCCCGAUAGCCUCGCGUUCCCAAUCGGUUCCACAGCCCUCCACCAAUAAUCCACUGCCUGCCCCUAUCCCACAUUCGCACUCGACCCCGGUUUACCCGCACCGUCAUGCAUCGGACCAUCCCACGUCACAAUCACAUUCUCGCCUGUCCCCACCAGAACUCAACUCUCGGCACCCCAACCCGAAUCCAUCGACUCAACACGCUUAUAGUAGUCGCAACAGUUAUGGACCCCCUGGUUCGUCAGGGUCGGAUGGCAAAAAUGAGAAUGGGAAGCGCAGCCGGCAGAAUAUGGACCUUCCCCCUUUGGCGGACAUACAAGCCGAGAUUGGAAGAGACGAUGACAUGCGUCGAUAUGCAGGUAGAAGACCGUCUUGGACGCCCAAUGUCGCUUACGAUGAGGCUCGGAACCGAAAUGGCAACAAUAACGUCCACGGUCCUAACACGUCCCCACCACCUUUGCUCUCGACCCCUACUUCGUUGAGUAAUGGGCACAGUAGCAAAGCGCAUCUUGGUCCAAACGGAAUCUCGAGUCCACGGUUGCCGCCCAAGGACGAGCACAUGGACUAUACCCCUAAUGGCCAUCGAAGUUCGAAUGGGUACCCAGAUUCUCGACCUCCAUCUGCAAACCUGAAUCAAACCUUUUCGCACGAGGGUCCGAGCCAUCACCAUCAGCAUUCUCACAGCAGCCACCCAUCGAGCCGACACACUCAUUCACCCGAGGUCCACCAGCGAAGCGGCGGGUACUAUUCCCGUUCAGAACAAGCAGCAGCACCCACAACGUAUUCUCCACACCACCCACCUCCACUGACACCACACUCUCGUCCAUCGAGUCGCGUGCAAUCCCCCGUGAUGUCGCUUCGAGAACUCGAGGUGCAUUACCACGAACUGCGCACGCAGCGCGCGAUUUGGGAAGACUUGAUGGAUAAGACGGAUAGGUUGUUGGAAAAUGUACGUCGGGAAAUCGAUGUUGCGCGCGAUCGUGAGCGUACACCAGCAUCGGUCCCGCUUCCAGAACGUUCGAGCAUCAAGAGUGGUGGUGGUGGCAAAGAGCGUGUGUGGGCGUGGUCCGCCAAUGGUGCCGACAAGUAG